AUGUCCCAUCAACACACACUGCCAGUGACUCUUCCAGCUGUGAUUCAGGGAUCUCUCAAGACUGUGUGUUCUCCAGAUCAUAUCCAGCAGGAACAAACAAAGCAACCAACUCCACAUCCUACACAAUGCCAGGUCUUCACUGAGAUUCAAGAGAAGGGCUUUCCCAAACAUGAGGAGAAGGGGCCAAACCCCGUGAAGGAUCUGCCUGAGCAAAAGUGUGAGCACCACCUGCAGUCAGGACCACAAAAGCAGCAGCUACAGAUGAAAAAGUCACAGCAGGAGCUGCAGGAACAGGAACUGCAUCUGGAGAACCAUCAGCUAUCACAGGAGCCCCAGGGGCUCCCUUGCCUGGGACAACAACAGCAACAAGAGCCACAAGUGCAAGAACAGCACCUCAGUCAGCACCAGCAGCAGCAGCAGGAGACACGGGAGCAGGGGCUGUGCCCGGGGCAGCAGCGGCAGCAGCAGCAGCAAAACAUGCUAGUAUCACAGGAGCUACAUCUGAGACAGCACCAGGAGAGGUUGCAGGAUCCAGAACUGCAUCUGGGUCAGCAGCAGAAAUCUCCAGAGGAGCAGGAACUGACUCCAGGAGAAAAGCAGCAGGAGCUGCACCUGGGACAGAGGCAGAAGCAGAAGCUGCAUGAACCAGAACUGCAACUGGGAAAGCAGCAGCAGCAGAAGCCACCUGAGCCAGAACUGCAACUGGGAAAGCAGCAGGAGUCACCUGAGCCAGAACUGCAACUGGGAAAGCAGCAGCAGCAGGAGUCACCUGACCCAGAAUUGCAACUGGGAAAGCAGCAGGAGUCACCUGACCCAGAACUGCAACUGGGAAAGCAGCAGCAGCAGGAGUCACCUGAGCCAGAACUGCAACUGGGAAAACAGCAGCAGCAGAAGUCACCUGAGCCAGAACUGCAACUGGGAAAGCACCAGGAGUCACCUGAGUCAGAACUGCAACUGGGAAAGCAGCAGCACCAGGAGUCACCUGAGUCAGAACUGCACCUGGGAAAACAGCAGCACCAGGAGUCACCUGACCCAGAACUGCAACUGGGAAAGCAGCAGGAGUCACCUGAGCCAGAACUGCAACUGGGAAAGCAGCAGCAGCAGAAGCCACCAGAGCCAGAACUGCAACUGGGAAAGCAGCAGCAGCAGCAGGAGUCACCUGACCCAGAACUGCAACUGGGAAAGCAGCAGGAGUCACCUGACCCAGAACUGCAACUGGGAAAGCAGCAGCAGCAGGAGUCACCUGACCCAGAACUGCAAUUGGGAAAACAGCAGCAACAGAAGUCACCUGAGCCAGAACUGCAACUGGGAAAGCAGCAGGAGUCACAUGAGCCAUAUAUGGCAGAGGAUCAGAAAGAGAAGCAGAAGCUUCACGAGCCAGAACUGCACCUGGGAAAGCAGCAGGAGUCACCUGAGCCAGAUAUGACAGAGGAUCAGGAAGAGAAGCAGAAACUUGGUGAGCCAGAACUGCACCUGGGAAAGCAGCAGCAGCAACAGAUAGAGCAUGAUGGUUAUCAAGGACCAAAAAGCCUGGGUCAGUCACUUACACAAGAGAAAGCUUCAAGGGAACACCAGCUGGAUUACUCAUAUCGAGAACAGGAGAAGGAACUCUCGGACCAGCCACUGGAUCAAGAACUAGAAAAGAAGGGUAAACAACUGGAAAGGAAGAAUCACGAAUGGAAGAACCUGACACAGCAGGAGAAGCAGAUAGAGCAAUUAGUACCAAGCACUGACCAAGUCCAAGAGACUAAGCCAGUCCAACCAGUGAAAGGAGACUUGCUCACUACAGAAAAGCAGCAGCAGAACCAUGAAGUACAGUGA
Molecule: messenger RNA, 1821 nt
Organism: Mus pahari (shrew mouse)
Lineage: Eukaryota; Metazoa; Chordata; Mammalia; Rodentia; Muridae
Gene: Ivl
Product: involucrin
Exons: 2
Coding region: 1-1821 (606 amino acids)
Biological process (GO): keratinocyte differentiation
Cellular component (GO): cornified envelope
Source: RefSeq, a predicted model, not a curated record